Messenger RNA from Gordionus sp. m RMFG-2023, 966 nucleotides. RefSeq lists its product as uncharacterized. The coding region runs from base 1 to 966 and encodes 321 amino acids. Lineage: Eukaryota; Metazoa; Nematomorpha; Gordioida; Chordodea; Parachordodidae. The transcript is spliced from 2 exons. The record is from RefSeq and is a predicted model, not a curated record.
AUGCAGCAAAUCAAUAAGGAGGAUAGCAUCAGAUUACUUGAUUUUUGCAGAACCAAAAAUCUGAAAAUAGAGAACACCUUUUUCAACCAUAACGAGAUGAACACGCUUACUUUCGUGAGAGCAAAUCAAAAAUCUCAAAUAGAUUUUUUCAUAUCAAAUAUCCAUGAAUGGUUCGAGGAUGUUAAAGUGUCCACGAACAUCAAAUUAUCAGAUCAUAGAUUGGUAGUCGCAAAGAUGUUUGUAAAAAAUAUAUGGAAAUAUCAUCACAAAAAUAGCCCAAAUACACCAGGCUACAGAGUAAACUCUCUUAAACCCAUACUUCCAAGAAAACAAAUAAAGGCACAAUCACACGAAAAUCUACAAAUACUAGACCAAGCGUUAACCAGGAAAAGAGACAUUAAGGAAUGGCUAACAAACGAGACAGUAAUCAAAAUAAAUCAACUCAGAGAAGGAAAUAUUUUAAACAAAGACUUAUGGAAGGACAUACAAAAACGUUUGAGGAGUGAUAGAAGGACAUACAUUGCUAAGAAAGCUUUUGAAAUAGAUAAAGAUAUGAAGGAAAAUAGAAUAUAUGAUGCAUAUAACAAACUGAACUAUUUUUGUAAACCCUACAGUUUUAAAAAACUCCCAUCUCUAGUUCUAAAAAACGGAAAACAAAUUGUAGAUCAAGAUGAACAAUUAGCUUUAUGGGUAGAUUAUUAUAUGAAGAUCUUUGACUCAAGAAAAGCUUUCUGCCAAACAAGCACAAGCGUACGCUCAAUCCCGCCUCCGUCUGGUUUUUCCACCGAUGAAAUUAAGAAAGCUAUCACUAAACUAAGUAAUAAUAAAGCUCCUGGGCUUGACGGAAUAACUGCCGAACAUCUAAAAAGUGCAUCAAACACUAUAUCCUCCUAUCUAUUACCCCUCUUAAACAAAAUCUGGGAUAGUGACGAAACUCCUAAAGAAUGGAAUAUAUCUUUAUUAUGA